Messenger RNA from Colletotrichum orchidophilum, 936 nucleotides. RefSeq names its product pectate lyase. Gene Ontology annotation, cellular component: extracellular region. Gene Ontology annotation, molecular function: pectate lyase activity. The record is from RefSeq and is a predicted model, not a curated record. NCBI's taxonomy places the organism in Eukaryota, Fungi, Ascomycota, Sordariomycetes, Glomerellales, Glomerellaceae. The coding region runs from base 1 to 936 and encodes 311 amino acids. Gene Ontology annotation, biological process: pectin catabolic process. The transcript has 6 exons.
AUGCACCAAUACUACCUCCUUGCUCUCCUUCCAGCUGCCCUGGGUUGCCUGAACGCCGACACGAACGCGUGUGCCAGCUACAUCAAGUCCAACGCCGCCGCCUCGACCUUCUGCGCCACCUUCACCAAGAGCACCAUCACUGCCACCACUGCUCUUCCCACCUGGGCUACCAACUGCUCAAAGAAGCCAAGUCUCAUCUCUUCUGAAUGUUCUUGCGCCUAUAGCAGUGCUGGUGGUAGCGCCCCGACUACCACAUUGAAGACUACUACAGUCGCAGGAGGCCCAGCGCCCACCGGAGUUACCACCACUCUUCCACAGUCGGCUGGGGCUACUUCUACCAGCGCGGCAAUCACUGUCUCAGCUGGACAGUCUUACGAUGGUGGCAUGAAGAAGUUUGACCGAAGCCCCAGAGUUUGCGCCGAGCAGAAAGAGACUGGUGAAGCUGAUGCCAUGUUCGUUCUUGAAGCUGGUGCCACUCUCUCCAACGUCAUCAUUGGCCCUGAUCAGGCAGAAGGUGUUCAUUGCAAGGGUACCUGUAACAACGUCUGGUGGGCAGAUGUCUGCGAGGAUGCUCUCACACUAGAGCAACCUAGCGGAACUUCUUACGUCAUCGGCGGCGGUGCCUUCAAGGCCGCGGAUAAGAUUAUCCAAUUCAACGGCUUCGGAACGGUGUCGGUGGAGAACUUCUAUGCCAAUGAUGGCAACGGAGGCGCACGCAACAUCAUUCUGAAGAAUGUGAUUGCCAAGGACGGGGGAGUCCUCUGCGGAAUCAACACUAAUUACGGCGACACCUGCAAGGUCACCAGCUCAUGCCAAGAUGACAACAAGAUUUGCGAUCGGUACAAGGGAAAUAACAACGGCGAUGAGCCCCCCAAGAUUGGCAGUGGCCCUGACGGCACUUACUGCGUUGCAACCAGCGUCACUUCUGCUUGUUAA